UGAGGGAGGGAGGCAGGAUAGCAGCAGAGAAGACACCCAUCAGAAGACACCAUGACUCCUCUGAAGACAUCUGUCCUGAUCUUCCUAAUUCUGGGUGUUUUCUGUCAGUGCAUAACAGCAUUUUAUCCCAGCCGUUCCAAGGAAUGCUGCUACUCCUAUAAGAGAGGCGGCCCCCUUCCUGUUCCACUGAUAGCGAAAUACUACAAGACUCCCAGCGACUGUGCCUUGGACGCUGUGGUGUUCGUAAUGAAGAGUAAGAAGACUGUGUGUGCUAACCCCAGAGAAUCAUGGGUGAGAAGGACAAUUGCCAUCUUGCAGAGAAAUAAAUGAAGAAUGGCUUAUAGGAACCAGAGAUGUACCGCUCCCUGACACUGGGGAAGACGCUAGCUGGUUCGGCCUCUUUCCAGAUCUUCAUACCAAGUCUUUUGCACUGUAUUUUUUUCAUUGCUACAUUUUGCACAUCAAAUUUAACAGGCCCUGGAUAUGUUUUACAUGCUAUGGUUACACUCUCUAAAACCCCACUCUCUAAAAUUGUUGUGAAUUGCUAAUAAGAAGUAUGAAUAUUCUGACCUGGGUAGCUCAGGCUAGCCCAGUUUUGUCAGCGUUUGGAA
Messenger RNA from Gekko japonicus, 611 nucleotides. It is a transcript of the gene CCL17, whose product is annotated as chemokine (C-C motif) ligand 17. Gene Ontology annotation, molecular function: CCR chemokine receptor binding; chemokine activity. NCBI's taxonomy places the organism in Eukaryota, Metazoa, Chordata, Lepidosauria, Squamata, Gekkonidae. The coding region runs from base 52 to 330 and encodes 92 amino acids. The transcript has 3 exons. Gene Ontology annotation, biological process: G protein-coupled receptor signaling pathway; cellular response to interleukin-1; chemokine-mediated signaling pathway. The record is from RefSeq and is a predicted model, not a curated record. Gene Ontology annotation, cellular component: extracellular region.